GUACGCAUUUGCUUUACACGGCGUUUGAACCGGGAAGGGUCAAGAAACAGGGCUUUGCAAUACUGCCUCUGGAUAGAAAGGCAUGUGCAGUCGCAGGGGGUUAUGGGUUCGAGGCCGGACAGCGAUAAGGACACAGGAGUAAGUGAUGGCGCUCGGUGUUGGACAGUAUACAGGAUAUACAAGACCCCUUUUUUUUCUCUUUUUUCUUCUUCUCAUAUCUUUGUUUCCUCUUGUUUUUUUGCGUAUUUUACUUUCGCAUUUUCGUCUCCGUACACAGUACUCAGUAGGACCCUCAACCCUCAACAGCUACGACGCCGAGACCGCAGCAACCCAAGAAGCGUGAAUGGUUUAGUGGUAAAAUUCUCCGUUGCCAUCGGGG
Messenger RNA from Sodiomyces alkalinus F11, 379 nucleotides. RefSeq lists its product as hypothetical. Bases 146 to 343 code for a protein of 65 amino acids. The transcript has a single exon. Lineage: Eukaryota; Fungi; Ascomycota; Sordariomycetes; Glomerellales; Plectosphaerellaceae. The record is from RefSeq and is a predicted model, not a curated record.